Fraxinus pennsylvanica is the source of this 1251-nucleotide messenger RNA. Lineage: Eukaryota; Viridiplantae; Streptophyta; Magnoliopsida; Lamiales; Oleaceae. The record is from the annotation of a GenBank genome assembly.
AUGGAUUCAUUUCAAUGCAGCAGGGGAUGUUUCAAUUGGACUGAAUGCAGGGUUGCCUACGAGCUCAAUUAUCGGAAAGUUAUGGAAGACAAAUUGGAAUCCCCAAUGCCAUGGAUUGGCAUGUAUAUUGUAGCAGCCUCUGUAGUCUGCUCCCUUGCAAUGGCAGCUGAUGCAUUCCAUGGUUUUCGUAGUAAAAUGCUGUGGUUCCCAUGUAAGUAUUUCUCUUUCAAUGCCAUGUCUUUGACACUAUUAACUGUCACAUUGAAACUACCAGUGGAUCUUACUGCUGUUACCGAUGGGGUUCGUGAAACCCUUGCACGGGUUAGUAGCCUCGUUUUCUUGUCAACUGCGAUGGCAAAUUUUAUGACAUCUUUGGGAUCCAUGGAAGAUAAUGAGAUGCUACUAAACCUAGCUGCUUUAGGUAUUAUGAUAAUUACAGUCAUUGGCAAUGUUUGUAUCCACCUUAUCCAAAUGCUUAAUUUUACAUAUGUUGUAAAUACUGUCGCAGAAAUUGUAGCAACAGGUUUUAUCUUUAUUUCACUUGUUAGUUUUUGUUCUUCGGCUUUGACCAUUCUAACUACCAGAAGUUACAUAGAAUGCAAGUACCAAGAAAUGCGCAAAAUAGCUUUAGAUGAAGAAAAAGUGGAAGGGCCAAAAUUUCCACUUGACAAAUUGACACUAGUGGUCAAAAAAUAUUGGGUGAUGGCGGUAACAGGAUGCCCCCAGUUUGUAAUGGCUCGUAGUGUGACUUGCACUGCUUCAAGUUUGAUGUGUGUAUUAGUUGCUCUCACUUUAGCAGGACUUAAUAUUUCGACGGCAACAGGACAACAUGAGACUUAUUCUGCCUAUAAGUGGUCAAUCAAAUGGAUUCUAAACGUUCAGUCAAUUGGAGUGGCAUUGGGUACUAUUGCCCCUGCAUUCAGAUGGUUUACUGCUGCCCGGUAUAAGUGUUCUGAUUUAAGCAGGAAAAGCUUCAAAAACGAGUUGAAAAUCGAGACUUACUGGAUUCAGAGACUUGUGGACUGGAGAGAAAGCUCAUUACCUUUACAAAUUCAACACCACAAGUGGAAAAAAUUUCUUCAUGCUCAUGGUAAUAUUCCAUGCUUUGAUCCUGAUAAAGCAGCUUACAUUGAUGAGUGGCGUACUUUUAUCGAGGAAGAUAAUGGAAAUUCUCUGGCCUCAAUUUCAAGUAUUGGAAGUGAAACUCAACAAUCCAAUGAAGAGCAUGUAGCUAUUGAACUUCACGGCUGA